Messenger RNA from Thermothelomyces thermophilus ATCC 42464, 2060 nucleotides. RefSeq lists its product as uncharacterized. The transcript has 3 exons. The record is from RefSeq and is a predicted model, not a curated record. Bases 165 to 1823 code for a protein of 552 amino acids. Gene Ontology annotation, cellular component: cyclin-dependent protein kinase holoenzyme complex; nucleus. Gene Ontology annotation, molecular function: cyclin-dependent protein serine/threonine kinase regulator activity; protein kinase binding. Lineage: Eukaryota; Fungi; Ascomycota; Sordariomycetes; Sordariales; Chaetomiaceae. Gene Ontology annotation, biological process: regulation of cyclin-dependent protein serine/threonine kinase activity.
GCUUGACACCAAGCCUGGCACUUCGAAUGAGCAGCAUUAGAUCUUGGCCACUCUCCUCCCCCCGGUAGUCCCUGGGUUCCGCCCGCCGCCGCCCGAUAACAUCACCUCAUCCCUUCCCUCGGCCGACAACAACCGCCGAACAACCACCAGACGGCGGCGACAGCAUGGCUGCCAUCAUAGGCGAUGUUUUCGCUGAUUCGCAAUCGCGCUUUCAUGGUAUGAUCGGAGGACAUUCGCACGACAUCCAUUACCAGAGCCGAUCAGCCAGCAGAUCCCGCGACAGGGAUGUUCCGUCCCACCACACGCCACGCCCGACGACCGCGAGCCCUCGGCGGGCAUCGACAUGUGUGACCGCUGCGCAGAAUCAGACGCCCAGUCGGCGGCUCUGGGACGAGCAAACACAAGAAAAGACGCCAGCGAAACAGCCUAACCCCAGCCGCCCCGCUACCGGCAACAAGGCGCGACUGCCCUCGCCGCCGUCCUCGUCCUCGUCUUCACAGCCAUCAUCUGGUGGCAACCAGCCACGCGACGGAAUCUCUAGAGAUGGCGGCGCUCAGAAUCCCGCCCGGGCGUUUUCUCAUCCCGCGUCAGAGUCAGGCGCAUCGUCAGCGAGUACCACCACGACGGUAAUACCGCCGCCCUCGAGGGCCAUUCCUUCCCCCGAUUCCGACAGCGGACCGCAGUGGGACUCUACCCAUCCUCAGGCUGCCGGCACCUCAUCUAUCCCUCCUCACCUUGACGACCCACCCGAGUCCCCGAUACCAACCCAGACAACGAUCCGAGUCCGCGACCUCGCACACAUCCAAAGUCUGGCAAAGGCAGACCUGCUCACCGGCACGGGGCCAGGAGUCGUCAACGAACCCCCACUACAACAGAUGAAGUACGAGAUUAGCGGAAUGCCCAUCGGCGAUAUCAUCGAGAUGGUCGCCGCGCUGCUCACCAAGAUCACGACGACCAACGAUCUCCAGCACGACGCACUCAACCGCAACGCCCACCACCUGCGACAAGCCCAGGCACAAGCGCGGGGCGAGGAAGGUUCCGGCGACAGCAGCAUGAGCCCGCUCAGCAGCAGCGUCCUGGCAUUCCACGGCAAAAAUGUACCUGCCAUUACCAUUCUAAGCUAUCUCACCCGCAUCCACAAGUACUGCCCGACCACGUACGAGGUCUUCCUCAGCCUGCUAGUGUACUUUGACCGCAUGACGGAGCGCGUGAACGACAUGGUUAUGAAGAGCGAGGAGGCGCGGCGCGCACAGCUCGAGGCACAGCAAGCGCAGUCGCAACCGCAACGACCACUAGUACCCACGGACGCCGAGAAGGACACAGUUAUGCGCGACCCGGAUGAUGACGAGAGCGUUGGUGACGGUGACGAGACCGAAGGCGAUGAUUCGAGCGACGCGACCGAGACCGACUCGGAUCUGGCGGACUCGACGGACGGAGACGACAGCCCUAGCGCGGCGGGGAAGAAGACAUCACCGGCGGCGGACCCUGCAGGUGCUUCUUCCGCGGCCGCGGCGGCAGCAGCAACAGCAGCGCAGCAAGCCACGUACUUUGUGGUAGACAGCUUUAACAUCCAUCGCCUCAUCAUUGCUGGCGUAACCUGUGCCAGCAAGUUCUUUUCCGACGUCUUUUACACCAACUCGCGGUAUGCCAAGGUCGGCGGUCUCCCCUUACCUGAACUCAACCACCUGGAGCUGCAGUUCCUGCUCCUUAACGAUUUUCGUCUAGCCGUGCCGGUUGAGGACUUGGAGGCGUAUGCCACCAUGCUGGUCGAGUUUUAUGUGCGGGAGGUUAUCGCACUGAGGUCGCGCCCUGGCGGUGAAUGAUGGAGAAUGGGGAUCGACUUAGACGGUAUAGCAUGAUGGAGGGAUCAGUUGACGAAGGGCAUGAGUCAAGCUCCAGGAUUUCUUAAUGUCUCUUUUGAUCGGGGGGUUCUGCAUGGCGUGAACAGGCAGACGCGGGGCGUUAUACUUCCCUGGGUUCUAUUAAGGCGGUGGUCUUGCAUCACGCUACGGAUGCAGCAUGCGGGAGCGAAGCACGGGGGAGAUGACGAUGGACACAGG